AUUUAAAUAAAAUUGUAAUUGAAUUAGAAAAAAUUAUUUAUUUUAUUUGUUACUUUUUACUGAAAAAUUAAAUUAAAAAAUUGUGAUGGAAUUCAACGCAUCUGAACAUCCUCAUACAAGGUACAAUCCCUUAAAAGGAGAAUGGAUUUUAGUAUCUCCUCAUAGAAUGAAAAGACCCUGGGAUGGGCAAAAUGAAUAUGAGUCCAGUAAUAUGGGUCUAGAGUUCGAUCCUACCAACCCCCUGUGUCCUGGUGUAAUAAGAAGUAACGGUAUAGUAUGUAAUAAUUUGACUCCAGAGUACAAGUCUACAUAUGUAUUUACAAAUGAUUUUCCAGCCCUGUUGGAGGAUACGCCAUCACCUCCACAAAGUGAUGAUCCUCUUUUUCGCUUUGAAGGAGUUCAAGGCACGUGCCGUGUUAUGUGUUUUCACCCUAAGUCAAAUAUUACCAUUGCUCUUAUGUCUAUAAAUGAUAUAGUAAAUAUAAUUACAAGAUGGAUAGAACAAUUAGAAGAAUUAGGAAAAACUUAUGUUUGGGUUCAAAUAUUUGAAAACAAAGGGUCUAUGAUGGGUUGUUCUAAUCACCACCCUCAUUGUCAAAUUUGGGCCUGUUCAUUUUUACCAAAUGAACCUCGAAUUAAGGAUAUUAAACAGAGAGAAUAUCUGGAGAAGUAUAAUAGACCAAUGCUUAUGGAUUAUGUUAAACGUGAAUUAAAAGCCAAAGUUAGAAUUGUUACAGAAAAUAUCCACUGGGUUGUUUUGGUACCAUUUUGGGCAAUAUGGCCAUAUGAAACAAUGGUAUUGCCUAAGAGGCACAUUAAAAGAAUGAACGAAAUUUCAGAAAACGAAAAAACCACUUUGGCAUCAGUAAUGAAAUUAUUAGUAAUUAAAUAUGAUAACAUGUUCAAAACGUCAUUCCCAUAUUCGAUGGGUUGGCAUGGUGCACCCACUGGGCAAAUGUAUGACGAUAGUGACCACUGGGUAUUCCAUGGAAUUUAUUUGCCCCCAUUACUACGUUCAGCAACUAUAAAAAAAUUUAUAGCUGGAUUUGAACUGUUAGCUCAGUGUCAAAGAGAUUUAACGGCUGAACAAGCUGCAGAAAAAUUAAGAUCUCAACCUGAUGUUCACUAUUUGCAAUCAAGUUAAAUAUACAUAUAGCACUAAAAUGAAAUUUUAACUAUAGAGAAAAAAUAUUAUAUUUAUUUAUAAAUAACAA
Sipha flava (yellow sugarcane aphid) is the source of this 1214-nucleotide messenger RNA. It is a transcript of the gene Galt, whose product is annotated as probable galactose-1-phosphate uridylyltransferase. The record is from RefSeq and is a predicted model, not a curated record. Bases 86 to 1144 code for a protein of 352 amino acids. The transcript is spliced from 7 exons. Gene Ontology annotation, cellular component: cytoplasm. Gene Ontology annotation, biological process: beta-D-galactose catabolic process via UDP-galactose, Leloir pathway. Lineage: Eukaryota; Metazoa; Arthropoda; Insecta; Hemiptera; Aphididae. Gene Ontology annotation, molecular function: zinc ion binding; UDP-glucose:hexose-1-phosphate uridylyltransferase activity.